Molecule: messenger RNA, 414 nt
Organism: Panicum virgatum (switchgrass)
Lineage: Eukaryota; Viridiplantae; Streptophyta; Magnoliopsida; Poales; Poaceae
Product: early nodulin-like protein 1
Exons: 3
Coding region: 1-414 (137 amino acids)
Molecular function (GO): electron transfer activity
Source: RefSeq, a predicted model, not a curated record
AUGGCAGAAGAUUUCAAGUACGGCGACGACGACUCGGUGCUCCUGGUGCGCCUGGGUGACUACGAGCGGUGCCGCGCAGCGAGCCCCCUGCGCCGGUUCGCGGACGGCGGCGGCGGCACCAGGUUCGCGCUCGCCCGCCCCGGGCUCUUCUACUUCAUCAGCGGCGCGCCGGCGCUCUGCGAGGCGGGCCAGCGCAUGGCCGUGCGCGUCGUGGAUGGCGCACUCCGACCCUCCCUCACCAGCGGCGCCCCGACGCCGGCGCCGGCGCCGGCGCCGGCCCCGGGUACCCAGCCCUCCGACACGCCGCCGUCCGGGCACCGUCGGCUCUCCCUCGCGCACAAGCAGUUCGCGGCGGCGGCGAUUGGGUUCUUGGCCGGAUUUAUUUUGAUCUUUACUAUCCUGCCGUUUGUUUAA